AUGUUGGAUGUCGUUCCUUCAAUGGAGGAAAUUAAAGCUGCGGUUUUUGAUUUAGGGGCGGAUAGUGCUCCAGGUACGGAUGGAUUCUCAGGGUGUUUUUAUAGACAUUAUUGGGAUUUAAUUCAUCAAGACUUAUCUAAGGCUAUUAUAUUUUGCUGGAAUAACAAAACUAUUCCUCAUGGGGUUAAUUCUAGCCUCAUUCUCUUGCUUGCUAAGGUGAGAGUAGCUGAUAGUUUAAGGAAAUACAGACCUAUUGGUCUAAGAAAUUUUUUCUUCAAAAUUUUUACUAAAAUUCUGGCUACUAGACUUGGUAAGGUCUUGGAUAGUUUGGUCUCGGAGGAGCAAGUGGCUUUUAUGAAGGGGAGGAAUAUUCAUGAAAACAUUAGUUUGGCUUCUGAGAUGGGAAAUAUGAAAAAUCUGACAAACUUGGUGAAGUUGCUUGAUGAUCAUCAACGUGCUUCUGGCCAGCGUGUUUGUAGAGAGAAGAGCAAGAUAUACUAUGGUGGUGGGUCUCUAAAUAGGCGCCAAACAAUUGUGGAUUUCUUGGGCAUAGAAGUCACUUUUUUAUCGAAUCGUUAUUUGGGUGUUAAAGUGAUGCAUGGGGCAGUGAAAUAUAAGCAUAUCAGCAAUGUUGUGGACAAACUUAAAGACCAGCUGUCGGUUUUAAAAGGUAAGAUGCUUUCCUUUCAAGAUCGGGUGGUGCUUGUUAAAACUGUUCUUUCUAGCUGCGCGAUACACAACAUGGCUGUGUAUAAGUGGCCAGUAAAAUUUAUUCAACAAUGUGAACGUGUGAUUCGUAACUUCCUUUGGUCGGGGGAUUCGAAUCUUUUUAGAGCCUUUGUGGUGGGAUAUGACAAGAUAUACAGUUCGGUGAAGGAGGGAGGUGUUGGGAUAACUAGAUUGAGAACUAUGAACAAGGUGCUGAUCAUGAAGCUUUGGUGGAGUAUUAAAUCUUCAAAGAAGAAAUGGGCUCGGUUCUUAGAAUAA
Messenger RNA from Papaver somniferum (opium poppy), 987 nucleotides. RefSeq lists its product as uncharacterized. The transcript has 2 exons. The record is from RefSeq and is a predicted model, not a curated record. NCBI's taxonomy places the organism in Eukaryota, Viridiplantae, Streptophyta, Magnoliopsida, Ranunculales, Papaveraceae. The coding region runs from base 1 to 987 and encodes 328 amino acids.